This is a messenger RNA of Physella acuta, 504 nucleotides long. RefSeq lists its product as uncharacterized. Lineage: Eukaryota; Metazoa; Mollusca; Gastropoda; Physidae. The record is from RefSeq and is a predicted model, not a curated record.
AUCUGUGCCUACCUCACGAUAAAGUGUUGGAAGCUGACCUGGGACAAGACGUUAUGUUCGAUGUUUGUGUAAUGAUUCCUAACCCCGUAAUUGAUAUACCUCUAAUGGUUGCUUACAAAAAUACCUGGCUGUACAAGGGUCAAUGUGUAUCGAGAUUAUGCGUGACAUGGACCAACGUUAGAUUUGACCUGUAUCGUUUUAACGUGAAGAUAACUAUCUCAAAUGUGUCAGAGCGAGACUAUGGAGAAAUGGAAUUCAAGUUUGGCACUUCUUAUAUACAUGAAAAUUUAAGCGUCAAUUACUUUCCCGUACUUGUACAAAGAGGUACAAAGAACUCCAAAGAUAGAAACGACACAGACGAUUCUAUGAAAUAUAUGAUAGCCUUUAUUAUUCUAGUGCUGUUCUGUAUUAUUGGUUGCGGCUUAUUAAGCUUUAAAAAAGUAAGAAAAAGUAUUCAGCAAUUACGGUAAGCCUACAAUACACCUUUUUCGUGUAAUAAUCAUA